Messenger RNA from Volvox carteri f. nagariensis, 2351 nucleotides. RefSeq lists its product as uncharacterized. The coding region runs from base 174 to 2351 and encodes 725 amino acids. The record is from RefSeq and is a predicted model, not a curated record. The transcript is spliced from 17 exons. NCBI's taxonomy places the organism in Eukaryota, Viridiplantae, Chlorophyta, Chlorophyceae, Chlamydomonadales, Volvocaceae.
CCUUUGUCCGGCUUGUGCAGGUGCAGUGCUUGUUGACCGGUUUCCCGGCGCUGGCCGCAAUUUUUAGUUUUUUUUGCGGUUAUGCAUUUGGGUAAAAGUAUAUGUCUGUGCGGGGUCGCUAUAAUAGCUUAAGGUAACACGAAACCACAUAUGGCAAACGCUUUUUUAAAAAAAUGCGCUACAUGCUUGAGUCCAGGUUUGGUGGUGGCCAGAAGGCAGGCCCGCCGUUGACUGACCACCCGGCAACGGGGUACCCGAUGAUACCCCCCAAAGCCCAGGCCAGCUUCCGUAGUGUGGCCAGGCGUCCCAAGGUGGGCAACCUGACCGUGAGCUGCCCCAUGUUGGUGUCGGCUAUGGGGCCGGGUGAGGGCUUCGUGGCGCUGCCCCUGACCCGCCUGGCCGCGGAGGUUCAAUGCCAGAUCAGUGUGGCCUUCGUCAAGACCACUCUUGACGCGUACCUGCCGCAGACCUGGCGAGCAGGUUCCCUGCAGCUCUACGUGCCCAAGACCACCUCCACGGUGGUUUCGGAGGUGGUGGUGGAGAACCUGAACAGAGACAAGAUUUUCGUCACGGCAAUCGUACCCGCGGAUGAUGUGCAGAAGGGAGGUUACAAGCCAAGCACGGUGUACGGUCCCAGCGGUCAGCCCCAGAACUCCGAAACCGCCAACGACCCGGAGCUGUUCUGUCUGCCCCUGGGCCCCCCGGGCGCCUGCCAGCCCGCCGACAGGCUCCGGGUCACCAUCACCACCUUCGAGCCGCUGACGUUCGAGGAGGGGCAUUACGUGAUGCGGCUGCCCACGGAAAUACCCUACAGCAUGAUACCCGAGGGGUACAGCCACACACAACUGCUGGACGUUAUCGUUACCAUUAACACAGGGAAUCCCACGACCGUCAAGUACGGCGUACGAUCUGGCCACCGUGCCGUACCUGGCGUGCAAUCCCCGGGAACGGUCACUCUGUCUCUGGACAAGAGCCCCGAUAUGCCCAACACCGAUGUGGAUGUACGGUACCUGGUGUGGGGCUCGGAUAUGUUCCUGGCGCUCAACGUCACCCCGCCCCGCGCCCCCGGCCCCGCCGACCCUGAUCCCCGGGGGGCCUUCGUGCUGACGUUGGCACCCCCGGCUCCGGAACACACCACCCCCUUCCCCCGCUCGAUCAUCUUCAUACUGGACAGAUCGGGGAGCAUGAUGGGGGAGCCUUUGUCGUACGCAAAGUGGGUGCGGGAGGGGUCCGCUCUGUCGUACGGUUUACGGUUGUUGACCCCCCUGGACCAAUUCACGGUGGUUGCAUUCGACCACGAGCAGUUGUGGUUUACCCCGGGCGGCCAGCUGCUGCCGGGCACAGCGCAAAACGUGGCAGCGUGUGAGUCCUGGAUCCACAGCUCCAUUUCCGCCCGCGGCCUGACGGACAUCCGGGGCCCCCUGCAGACCGCCAUGGGGGUGCUCACGGCGGCGGCUGGGGCGGCAGCGGGGGGGCAGUACCCGCAGCAGCAGCAGGGGGGGGAACAGCACCAGCAGGGGGCGGCGGCGGUGGGGACCCCUCGCCCGCUGCCCUUCAUAUUCCUGGUCACUGAUGGCUGCGUGACGGACGAGAAGGACAUUUGCCGCUACGUGGAGCAGCACCUGGCGACGUACGGCAGGGGCUCGUUCGAUGUGGCGUUUCGACCACAUGCCAUUCAGGCCCAGAUGCAGAACAUGCUGACCGCCGCCCAGCGCCCCGUGCUGUCCGACCUGACCCUCACCCUCCCUGGCGUGGAGCAGUGCGAGCUGUACCCCUUCCCACUGCCCGACCUGUUCUGCGGCAUGCCGCUGCUGGUGGCGGGCAAGUUCCGGGGGGCCUGGCCGCCAUUGCGACCCCUUGAUCAGGGGCAGCAGGAUCAGGGGCAGGGAGGAGGGGUGUGUGUGAAUGGGAUGCUGCCCAACGGAACAGCCUGGAGCUCGAACCCGGUGUACCCCGGCAAGGAGAGCGAUCUGCCCCUGGACAAGAUCUUCAUCAAGAACCGCCUGGAUCUGCUGACCGCUCAGGCCUGGUUGGAGGGCAACCCCCCACAGCUGGUCAACAACAUUGUGGACUUGUCCAUCGCCACGGGUGUCCCCUGCGCUCACACCCGUACGGUCACCUUUGAAACCACCCGCAAGGACUUCGCGGCCCUGCAGCACGCGGCCAACACGGGGGGUCGCAGGAAGAUCAAUUACGCCAAAUACGCCAUUGGGGGGGCGGCUGGGCUGGUGGUGCUGGCGGGACUGGGGGUGGGGGCGGCGUUCGCAUUCGGAGAUGUGGGGGCCACUGCGGCGAAUGCGGGAGCCUAUGACCCGGCCCCGGUAUCGUCCAUACUGCUACUGCGUCUUUGA